Molecule: messenger RNA, 444 nt
Organism: Suillus subaureus
Lineage: Eukaryota; Fungi; Basidiomycota; Agaricomycetes; Boletales; Suillaceae
Exons: 8
Source: RefSeq, a predicted model, not a curated record
UUACAGCCGCCAGUGACGCAGGGUGACCCUUCAAGUUGUCAGCCGUGUGAUGAUCGAUAUGCGACAUCAGGCGGAAAGUGCGGUGCCGCAAGCUUGGCAUGAUGUCGUUAGGACGCCACAAAGUCACAACCCUUACGAUUCCGAUCAGGUUGCCUUAUAAGUAUCUGUCAUGUCGGGACUAGAAUCUCUCUAUGCUCUUGAGUGGAAUAACAACAUAUCAGUUGCAAUCAUUACCCUGAUAUCCUAUGACUACAUGCUUCAGCUCGAGAAAGAGAUCACGUUUGUUUGGGUUAGAGCUCAACCCAAACGAUAUCAGGAUGCGACUGACUGGAUAUGCAGCAAAGACCGUGGUCAGCGAUGUCAUAUCUAUACCUUGUUGUUCGAUAUUUUGGUAUUUUGGUUGCAAUGACUUGCGCCUGCUGGGGAGGUCUAUUUUAUAUGCCU